AUGUCAAUUGUCCAGGCAUUUGCUCAACAGUCGUUUGGCGAUGGUGCUUAUGUUGUGGAUAUUGUGCCAGUUAUAUCUCAUGGUAUAGUUGCCUCUGUAACGGACAAUUCAGGUGCAUCUUUGCACCUGUUACCAUUUGACCCUAUGGCCUUAAAAACAAGCUCUGGUAACUUGCUUAAACCAUUUGUAAAGACAGCCAAUAGCUCUAACAUUAAUGCGAUAACGUCCGUGAAUGAGAAUGUUGUUGCUAUAUGUGGAGAUCAAGGACUGAAAUUAUAUGACCUGAGAACAUCGCUCUCAGGAGGAGCCGCUGUACACCAAUUCACGAUAGAAAGUAAUGCAGAGAUGUUAUGUCUUGCUAGUAACCAAGACAAUAAAAUAGCAGUAGGAACACAACUUGUCAGUGCCGAUGCUGGCGUAGUUCUCUGGGAUAUCCGUACAGCCAAGCAAUCAGUGGCUUAUAUUGACUCUCACAGUGACGAUGUCACUGAUAUCUCGUUCCAUCCACAUGAUAAUACAGCUCUCCUGUCCGGAUCUGUUGACGGUUUGGUGAACAUUUAUAAUACAGCAAUUGCUGAUGAAGAUGAAGCUGUUUUCCAAGUUAUCAACCAUGGAGCAUCAAUUCACAAGGCUCGGUUCUUGCCAGACAAUCGUAUUCUGGCAUUAUCCCACAUGGAAACUAUGUCAAUUUACACGUUGGCCAAUCCCGAUAGCGAAGAGCCUGAUGUGAAACCACUUGAGUUUGGCGAUAUCCGACAAUCGUGGGACUGUGAUUACAUAGCCGACCUGCUACUGUCCGACGGAUAUAUUGGAGCAGGAUCCAACAGCGAGAAGCACGAGUUCAAGCUCAUACCAUUCAACUCGAACAGCGGCCAGGUCGACCUCUCUAAUGUCAUCACCCUCGGUGGUGCUCAUGGAGAAGAAGUUGUUCGUGCAAUCCACAUCAACCACCAGGCCCAAUGUGUGUAUACCGGAGGUGAAGACGGCAUUGUCAGAGUGUGGAGACCUCAAGAUAGCGGGAACAGUCUUGCAGCUGCCGAGCCCUGGCAAAAUGUAUCGGACCAGGCUGGCGAAGCUAUGGCUGUCGACGACGAGAGCGAAAAAAGUGGCGACAGUGCGACCAAGGGCGGAGAAUGGGAGCAGGUAGAAACCAAACAUAAACACAAACACAAGCACAAGAGCAAAGACAAGCAUUCCAAAUCAAAAGAGAAGGACGAAGACGAAGCCCGAAAACUCGAAAAGAAGGCCCGAAAGGAAAAGAAACGGGCCAAAGAAGAGGCCAAGUCCAAAAAAGAAAGCUCUAAACACAGCAAGGACCGCAAAGAACAAGCUAGGUACCAGCCAUACUAA
Molecule: messenger RNA, 1350 nt
Organism: Sugiyamaella lignohabitans
Lineage: Eukaryota; Fungi; Ascomycota; Dipodascomycetes; Dipodascales; Trichomonascaceae
Exons: 1
Coding region: 1-1350 (449 amino acids)
Molecular function (GO): protein binding
Source: RefSeq, a predicted model, not a curated record